Messenger RNA from Eruca vesicaria subsp. sativa (arugula), 1501 nucleotides. The record is from the annotation of a GenBank genome assembly. Lineage: Eukaryota; Viridiplantae; Streptophyta; Magnoliopsida; Brassicales; Brassicaceae.
AUGGAGAAGUAUGAUCGUGUGGUGAAGAAGAAGGAGGAGAGGACGAUUGAUGCCAACGAGAUUCGGAUCACUAGUAUGGGCAGGGCACGAAACUACAUCACCUACGCGAUGACUCUUCUUCAAGAAAAAGGGUCCACUGAAGUUGUGUUUAAGGCAAUGGGAAGAGCUAUCAACAAGACUGUCAACAUUGUGGAGCUUAUUAAGAGGAGGAUCCCUGGUCUUCAUCAGAAUACAUCUAUUGGAUCCACCGACAUUACAGACACAUGGGAACCUAAAGAGGAAGGCCUUCUACCUAUUGAGACCACAAGACAUGUGUCCUUGAUAACCAUUACCCUAUCCACGAAAGAGCUUAAUACAUCUUCUGUUGGAUAUCAGUGCCCAAUUCCUAUUGAGAUGGUGAAGCCAUUAGGCGAUAUGGAAUAUGAAGGAGAGGGUUCACCUGGUGGCAGAGGAAGGGGAAGCGGAAGAGGAAGAGGAAGGGGAAGAGGUGGCAGAGGAAAUGCAUAUGCGAACGUUGAGUAUGAAGAUGGAGGUUGGGAACGUAACCAGUCCGAUGGUAGAGGAAGAGGGCGUGGCAGAGGACGCAACAGUCGUGGUCGAGGAAGAGGAGGAUACAAUGGUCCUCGGAAUGAGUAUGAUGCACCACAAGAUGAAGGUUAUGGUUAUGAUGCUCCUCAUGAACACCGUGGAUAUGAUGAUCAUGGUGGUUACGAUGGUCCUCGUCAGGGCCGCGGUGGUUAUGAUGGUCCUCGUCAGGGCCGCGGUGGUUAUGAUGGUCCUCGUCAGGGCCGCGGUGGUUACAAUGGUCGUCAGGGCCGUGGUGGUUAUGAUGGUCCUCAUCAGGGCAGUGGUGAUUAUGAUGGUCCUCGUCAGGGCCGCGGUGGUUACGGUGGUCGUCAGGGCCGUGGUGGUUAUGAUGGUUAUCAUCAGGGCCGCGGUGGUUACGAUGGUCCUCAGGAUAUUGGUGGUUACGAUGCUCCUCAGGGCCGUGGGCGUGGACGUGGAAGGGGAGGACGAAGAGGUCGUGGUGUUGGUGGUGGAUUCAACAACAGAUCAGAUGGACCAACAAACCAGGCAGUUGCUUGAGACAUGUGAGUGAGGUUUCUGUUACACAAACAUAAAAAGAAAAAAGCCAAGUCGUUGGAUGUUUUUUUUCUCUAUGUCCUUGCUUUCUCUAUAUGUUUGUUUAUGUCCAUCAAGACGACAUGCUUGCCAUAAGUGUAUCUCGUUUUAUCAAUCGAUUCAAAGUUUUUUUAGUUUGUGGCUGUUUCUCUUCAGAGUUGCAAUAGAGAACUACCGAGGCAAUUUUUUUAACACCUCUUCCGUUUUACUGUUUUGUAGUGGUGAGAGUGAGACUUAAGUUUGGACAAUUUUUUUUCUUUUUCUUGACCAAAAUUAACAUUCUGGUCAUUGCUUAUCACUAUUAGUGUUUUUCAAUAUCUUCUCCCAUUGCCUUGUUUGUCCGCCCGAGAGCAGAAUAUACUGUGGAUUUGGAGUAGAA